Molecule: messenger RNA, 1246 nt
Organism: Triticum aestivum (bread wheat)
Lineage: Eukaryota; Viridiplantae; Streptophyta; Magnoliopsida; Poales; Poaceae
Product: putative F-box/LRR-repeat protein 23
Exons: 3
Coding region: 62-1069 (335 amino acids)
Molecular function (GO): protein binding
Source: RefSeq, a predicted model, not a curated record
CGGCUGCCUCUCCUCCCCUGCCGCCCGCCGCCGGCGACGGCGAGGGCAGGUGUUCGACGAAAUGUGCACGCGGGGGCCAUCCGCCAGGGACUGGUCUAAGAUGCCCCUGGACGCGCUCACCUCCGUCUUCGCCAAGCUCGGCGCCGUGGAGCUCCUCAUGGGCGCGGGCCUGGUGUGCCGCUCCUGGCUCUACGCCUCCAAGGCGCCAGAGCUGUGGCGGGCCGUGGUGAUGUCGCGCCCGCCCGACACUCCGGAGGGAACGGAGGCCUUCCUGCGCGCCAUAGCCAAGGUGUCGUCUGAGCUGUGGCCGGCCGUGCCGAUAACGGGCAUAGAUGACCCCUGGCGCGCCAUGGCCAAGGUGGAUGACUCCUUGUGUGCCAUGGCCAAGGCGGCUGUCGACCGCUCCGACGGGCGGCUACAGAAGUUUGUGGCGAGGGAUUUCGGGACCGAUGAGCUCCUGGAAUACAUAGCGGACAGGUCGCCCUCUCUGAAGAGCCUUGGCCUGAUGCAAUGCCACGACAUCUCCGAGAAAGGAUUCAUGGACUCGAUAGUAAAGUUCCCUCAGCUAGAAGAGCUAGUUCUUAUUGAGUGCCACAACAUUUCUGAUGAUCAGAAGGAGAACCGUGACGUGUAUGAGGCCAUUAGCAGAGCAUGCUCACAGUUAAAGCUCUUUGUGCUAGCCCACCCGGGGUACUUUCUGCAUCCGAACGGCAGCUACGGCUUCCAUGAUGGGGAUGUGCUUGGAAUCGCUACGAUGAAACAGCUGCGGCACCUUAGUCUUGACUGCGUCGACAUCAACAACGCGGAACUGGUGAGCAUCAUUGAUAGCUGUCCUUACCUCGAGCAUCUCUGCAUGCGCUACUGCUACAACAUCGUCGCCAAUGAGGCACUACGAGCAAAGUGCGCCAGGAUCAAGACUCUAAAGCUUCGACCCAUGUCUGAUGAAACUGCUGACCCGAACCAAGGCCGUCAUUCUGAUCCUAAUGAUUGUUGCUUUGUUUUUUUCGAUUCACCAAUUGAUGAGUUCGUCAUACUUUCUUUCUUGGACAGCUGGCGUAAAAUAUGCUAGCAUAUAUGUACUCCGGCCAUCUUUUUUCGAUUUAACUAGCUAGCCAUCUCCUGUUGGGGUUAGCAUUACUAAAACUUUUUAAUUAGUUGCCCAUUUACCUAAACAUGAUAAUGAUUUGAAUAGCAAUCUUAUCAUUCUAUACAAAGCUUGCGCAAUAUUAUUUUUCCUUUUGCCGAA